AGUCAUUCACAGCUGCAACAACCGUGGGUUGUUUCAAAUUAUUAUUGUUGUUUGUUGUUGUUGUUUUUUCAGGGGUUCCAGGAAUAAAGCUUAAACCUGUCCACUACUACGAUGAACAAAGAGAGUACGCGGAAUACAGCUCUGUCGUGGGGAGAAAGCUCGUCCUACCAUGUAAUAUUACGCCCCCUUCUCCAGACGACCGUGUUUCACUCGUGUUGUGGUAUCGUGGAACUUCUGGAAAUCCUUUGUACAGCGUAGAUGCUAGGAACGUGCCUGUAGAAAAAGCAAAACACGUAAUACGUGAUGAGUAUGUGUCUAGGACUAGCUUAAAUAUCACGAAAAGAGCGGCUUCGCUCGUUAUACAACCAGUUGAAGAAGGUGACGCUGGUGAAUACAGAUGCAGGGUGGAUUAUCAAAGAGGUCGAACCAGUCACCGAAAGUUGAAAGUCAACGUUAUUGUGCCUCCUAAAAAGAUAUACAUCAGACAUGGUGAACACGUCUUCGAAGAUACUAACAUAGGACCGUUUGACGAAGGUAGUCACUUGAAUCUGACAUGCGAAGCCGUGGGAGGAGUUUGA
This is a messenger RNA of Limulus polyphemus (Atlantic horseshoe crab), 578 nucleotides long. Its product is annotated as zwei Ig domain protein zig-1-like. The annotation marks the transcript as partial. The record is from RefSeq and is a predicted model, not a curated record. The transcript has 4 exons. NCBI's taxonomy places the organism in Eukaryota, Metazoa, Arthropoda, Merostomata, Xiphosura, Limulidae.